Messenger RNA from Doryrhamphus excisus (bluestripe pipefish), 571 nucleotides. Its product is annotated as perforin-1-like. The record is from RefSeq and is a predicted model, not a curated record. Gene Ontology annotation, cellular component: membrane. NCBI's taxonomy places the organism in Eukaryota, Metazoa, Chordata, Actinopteri, Syngnathiformes, Syngnathidae. Gene Ontology annotation, molecular function: wide pore channel activity. Gene Ontology annotation, biological process: defense response to virus; immunological synapse formation; T cell mediated cytotoxicity.
GGUGAGAAACAAGACACCAAGACCACAGCCAUGGCCUGUUCCCGUCUGUCCCUGCUGCUUCUGGUGCUGGCUUCCCUGACCGUGGCUCAGGCCCAGAUCAGGCUGUAUAGGCUGCGUGCCUCCAACCUCCAAGCUGACAUGGGGACCGUUGACGGCUACGUCAAGGUGUUUUGUGGCUCUGCCUAUUUGGGUAAAACAGCAGCCCAUUAUAACAAUGUUAGUCCUUGGUGGGGGGAAGAGUUCUCCUACUUCAAGGCCAAGAAAAACGAUGUCUUGAGGCUGGAGGUUUAUAACCAAAAUGCUCCCUUUGACGACCUGCUGGGAGUUUGCCAGACGCGACUUCGACUCGGAACCCACGGAUAUGCCUGCAACCUGAAGAAAGGUGGAACCCUCAUUUAUAACUACACUCUCAGCACCAGCCAUCAAUAAGCAUCUAGUCUCUUUUGCAAAGCACCAGCCAUACCUUACAGUAUUCAGUUCUCGUUGUACUGCAUUGUACUACUACUCUUUGUAUCUGUCUGGAAGAACAAUUCCAACAUACGUUGUGUUGUCAAAAGGAAAUAAAAUCAGU